Esox lucius (northern pike) is the source of this 7260-nucleotide messenger RNA. Its product is annotated as ADAMTS-like protein 3. The transcript is spliced from 16 exons. Gene Ontology annotation, biological process: extracellular matrix organization. Gene Ontology annotation, molecular function: metalloendopeptidase activity. Bases 1578 to 4814 code for a protein of 1078 amino acids. NCBI's taxonomy places the organism in Eukaryota, Metazoa, Chordata, Actinopteri, Esociformes, Esocidae. The record is from RefSeq and is a predicted model, not a curated record. Gene Ontology annotation, cellular component: extracellular matrix.
AAAACUCUGAUACUAAAUUGCUUGUCAGACUGCGUUCUCAUGAAGAGAACAUUUGAUGAGAGUUAAGUACGCGGACACGCAGUUGUUUCACCAACCACUAAACCCAUGCCAAAGGCAGCAGAACGACUAGUUCACUGGACACAAGCCUGCUACGUUCAGGGAAAAGCUGAUCUUGAUUAGGAUCAAAUUGUUUUAUUGACUCUAAUAGGAGCAGUGUUUUAUCGCAAAGACUAAAAACAGAAAUAAAACAGAAAUACGGGUACCAUUUGGAGUGGAAUAACUCAAUCUAAAAAAUGUAUUAAUCGCAGCCUGGGUGCAGCAGGAGAUCCCUUGUGGUGCGCUGCAUCAGAUGUUCUGUUUCAUAAAGAUGAUGUUAUUGCAGAGUAGGACGCUGGGCUAUUUCUGAUGAGGAUUGUUAUGAAAACAGACAUCUAAAUAACCCUGACUCAAAGUUGUGCCCUGUGCCGUAAAAAGUGUAUUAUUAAUACAGUAUAAUUACAGUCUCCAAAGUAAACGCCACAAUCAAUGUUUUCUCCUCUACUUUUGGACUCAGGACUUGGAUGACAACACCAUAAUAGCAUUCCAAAUGAUACACUAAGGUAGUGUACCACAGAGGGUUUAUUCAGUGCUAGUUUACAGGUCCAUGGGUGGGUUGUUUGAGAGACACACUAGCAUAGGGACUUGUACAUAUUCUUGGAGAGGACAAGAACACUCAGAAAAGCUCCCCAAGUGUAAGUUAUCUAUCUCCAUUGAGACAUAGGUGUGUCUCACAUAUAGGGGUGAUGGUUAGUCUCACGCGCACACACGCACACACACCCGCACACACACAGCUUUCUACUUCUCCUGUCUCUCUUCUCUCACCCCACCUUCUUUGACAUCUCCUUCAGUGCAGUUCGUUAUUAGGACUGUGAACAGUGGCAGGCCUGCCUUGUAUUUAGCCACAGAUAGCCCAGCGGAUGGAUGAAUCUGAAGCACCAGGUCAUCAUUUCCACUCCCCACAGGGACAAGAAGCCCAUUGGCCAGCAGGGACAGGAGGCCCAGUGGCUGGGCAGUGGAAGCCGCUGAGGCCAGAUGGAACUGGGCCCACAUUCUUCAUCAAUGAAAUAUUUGAUCUAAGUACAGUUUUCCAUACCCAAAAGUAUAAUAUUUUUUACAAAUGGAGUGGACCUUUUUUUUUUUUUUUAGACCGUACCCUUUGCCAAAUUUUUAGAACAUUUCAGUUGUUUCGGAGUACAGAGUGAAUCGAGUUAUUGCAUUCACAUUUCACAGAAUAGGCAUAUCCUUAAUGAAAACAGCAUUUCUUGGCUUUGCUACCCUCCAGUUGGAAACAACAGCUUGUGGGUUAUGUUGACAUUACUCUACAAAUCUCUGAAUUAUCUUUUCUUUAUAGUGUCAUUUAUUACUGGUACUCCCAGCCGGUGCCCUCUGUCUGAGCAAAUAGCGUCCGUAAGUGUGUGUUUUUACCGUGUCAUUAUUUUUAACGUCCUCCCUACAUCUCUCCUAGGUGGGAGGUGACUGGCUGGACUAGCUGCUCCGCGACGUGUGGGGUGGGCAUCCAGACUCGGAAUGUGUACUGCAUGCGUGUGGUCUCCAUGGAGCAGCAGGACAGCGUGAGUCUGUCGGAGGACGAGUGCAGGGAAUUCAAGCCGUCCAUCCUUCAACCCUGCAACCAGCUGGACUGCCCUCCGGCGUGGGAGACUGAACAAUGGCAGGAGUGUUCUCACUCCUGUGGAGGAGGUGUCCAGGUACGUAAGGUGUUCUGUAAGCAGCUGUUGUCCACGGGGGCCUACAGGAGGUUGGGUGAUGCAGGGUGCCCGGGGGUCAAACCAGCGUCCCAGAGGACCUGCUCCAAGACGGACUGUCUGCCCUACAUGGCGGGGGCAGAGUGGGGGAAGUGCUCUGUGUCCUGUGGCCUGGGGAUUCAGCGCAGGGAGACGGUGUGUCAGAGGCUGACCUCCACUGGACAACAGGUGACCCUGGCCCGGUGGCACUGCGACGGCCUCCCCUCUCCACCUCUCAUCAGGACCUGCCGAAUGAUCACCUGCCCUAAUAAUAAGAAAGAUAUGAACCCCAAACCGCAUGUGAAGGAAUCGGACAGAAUCAACCAGCAGCCCACAAAGGAGACAGGGAAGGAAGCAACCAUCAAGGAAACAUUCCAGGAGCCUGUGAAGCGAUGUCCACUGAUUCUGGGCCUACGUCGUAUCUACAUCCAGACUCGGCAGGAGAAACGCCUCCACCUGACUGUAGGCGGCCGUGCAUACCUCCUGCCCAAAACCUCCCUGGUCAUCAAAUGCCCGGUCAGGCACUUCCAGAAAGCCUCCAUCCGCUGGGAGAAAGAUGGCCGACCGCUGCCCAGCUCCAAGCGCAUGGGACUCACCAAGUCUGGCUCCCUCAAAGUCCACAGUCUAGGGGCAGGGGACAGUGGGGUGUAUGUGUGUAUCGCUGGCCCUGCCUUCGAUACCUUCACCCUCAAACUGAUUGGCAGUGACAGCAGACUGAUCGACCGCCCGGUUGAGAACGAAUCGGACCCUGAAACCGAACCGGACCCGACGAGGGUUCAGCCACUACACAAUCCUCAGAACUGGGACUUCCAGGACCUUCCUCGUUGCCUCCCUCUCACCUCUACCCUCAGAGGUCCCAGUCUGUCUUUCCUGCCUUUCGGUGGUACAGAGACGUCCGUGCUGCAGAUGCAGGCAGGGGCCUCUGGGCAGCAAUCCUCGAAUCUGGAGGAGAGGGUGAGGAAUGUGAGUUUGCAGGCAGAGGCAGGAGAGAUCAGCCAGGAUCUGGCUUCUCAGAUCAUCUACACCAUCAUCACAGAGAUGUCUGGAGGACAACCGGCUUCUACAGAACAAUGGAGAGGGACUGAUGAAGAGACGGGGAACCCAAAAAACCGGACACCAAACUCUUCAGAAUGGUCAGUGAGUGGUUUCAGGAGACCAGUCAUCAUUCGACAGAGGCAGAACCCGCUGAUGACCUUCCAGAGGAGUUUAAACAUUAGUAUUGGCCGGAUAGCCUUCCUGACCAACGCCACACGGCAGCUCUACCUGCUUUGUCCUGCAGAGGGAGUCCCGCAGCCCCAAAUCACCUGGACCAAGGACGGAGUAGUGUUACGACACAAUGACAGGUUACACUGGGAUAGCUCUGGGGGACUGUACAUCUACAGCCCCGGGCCAGAGGACAGAGGACUGUACAAGUGUACGGCCACAAACACACAUGGCACGGACUCUGAGACUACGCAGCUGCUCCUGGCUGAGCCUCCUACGAUAGCAGUGUCGUGGAGGAACGUAUCUGACCAGGGGGGCCAGAGGGGCCUCAGUCUGAGUGCUGUGGUGGGGGGGCAUGUCAGCGUACACACAGGAGCCAACCUCACUCUGAACUGCCCAGUCAAAGGUGUGCCCCAGCCCACAGUAACUUGGCAGAGAAAGGAGCGCGUGUUGGAUGCCAAAACGGCGGUAACCCUGUCCUCAGGCUCUCUGUGGUUCCCCAACAUCAGUCUCCAGAGCCAAGGCACCUAUUCCUGUGUGGCUGCCAACCCAAUAGGAAAAUCCACCGCCUUCACUGUUCUCCAUGUGACAGGCCCAGACCCAGGCAGAGGGUCUACAGUGUCCCAGCCAUCCAAGGAGCUGAGCAGGAGGAGAGUCCUCAUGGCUUCACGCAUGGGAACCACCGUGACCAUUAGACCUGGAGACAUCCUACGAAUAGGAUGCCCUCUGGUUCCAGAUCUUGGAAGGUCCUUCCAUUGGGACCACCAGAAUCACACUCUAAUAGAGUCCACCUGGAUCGGACCGGACCCAGCCCCGGGACUGCGGCUGGGUCAAGAUCAGAAUCGGGCUCUGGAACCUGGUUCUGGUCUUCAGUACCGUUUCCUGGUGGGAGGUCGUGUUGUGGAGGUGAACACUGUGAAUGGAAAGUUCACUGGUCGCUACCGUUGCCAGGCGCCCAUCCACGACAACACACAGCUGCUCUCCGCUUGGAUCCACGUCCGUGCUGAAGAGUUUGCAUGGCGCCUGGGAGACUGGACGGCGUGCAGCGCCUCGUGUGGAGGCCGGGGGACGAGGACUCGGAGGGUCCGCUGUGUCACGCUGGAGGGACGUGAGGUGCUGCCCUCGAUGUGUCACCACCUCCCCAGGCCGGCCUCUGCACAGCUGGCCUGCAACCUGCAUGACUGCCCUCCCAGCUGGGUUGCCUCCGUGUGGUCUAAGUGUUCCACUUCCUGUGGACGGGGCUGGAGACAGAGGCAAGUGACCUGUGGGCAGGUGGAGGCAGGGGGAGCAGUGCGGACGCUAGCGCCAUCCGUCUGUGGGAGGACCACGCGUCCGACAAGCAGACUGGAGUGUACAUCUGACAGCUGUUCUGCCUGGGUCACCAGUACCUGGGGAAAAUGCUCUGGGAAAUGUUUGGGUCCCACCCUGACAUUCCAGAAGAGGUCUGUGUGGUGUAGACAUGUCAACGGCACAACAAACUGUGACCCCAGUGAAAGGCCACCCUCAGUGCGUAACUGUUCGUCUGAGUUAUGUGACGUGCACUGGCGCGUGGGGCCAUGGCGAGCGUGCACGGCCGCCUGUGGCAGCGGGUUCCAGUCUCGCCGGGUUGAUUGUGCCCACCGUCGGAGUGGCAGGACCCUGGCGGACCACCACUGUACCUGGCACCGACGCCCGGCCACCUGGCAGCACUGCAACGCUACCACGUGUGGAAGUGAAUGCAGGGACACCACCCACUACUGUGCAGUGGUCAAGAGGUUAAAGCUGUGCCCCAUCCACAUGUACAAGCAGAGGUGCUGCGAGUCCUGUUCACAUGAGGAUGGCACCACCUAGUUUUUUAAGAUGAAGUUGCCCCUAUACACUAGUCCUGGGUUAUUUGGGGAUUUCCUCCAUUAUUGGUUAUGGCUGGGAGUUGAGGGGGGGGACGGGGGUUGAUCCUUGAUCUGUGACUAGGGGGAAACUUCACCCUGAGGCGCUGACACACAGAACGGACAACAACCCUCUUGGAGCCGUGGAUGGAUGGAUGUGUAGAAAUACAGAGGAAGGAUGGAUGGAUGGAUGGAUAGAGAGAAUGCUUGGAUGGAUGGACUGAGAGAUGGAUGAGGGAUGGACAAAUGGAUCAGGUAGCAAGACAGACUGGGCUGAAACCGUUUGGAGUUCAUAAAUCUUAAGACUGCUGUAGAAACAACAUCACCACCAUAGAGAAAACACAGUAUCCCUUCCAAUAAUGAUGCCCCAAAAACUUGAUUAGACUGAAAAUGUUAUGUUACGGUAUGUUUGCUGGAGACCCUUUGGUGAAGACAAGAGUUCACAAAUAUGGACUGAAUAAUUUUAAAGAUGACCCAAGUGAUGUUAUUUGAUGCAGACCGAUGGUGUGAAAGAAACGAUGCUGGAGCAGGAGGGUGGUAAAAGCACGCCGAAUGAAUUGGUUCAUGCAUAUCCUAUGUUUUCUUAUUUUUUAUUUAUAACAAAUGCAUCUAUGUAUGAAUUUACAUGUAUGGACGAACAGUAUAGGAACUGGUCUGGAUGUGUGAAAGAGUCCUACAUGACCAUUCACAUGUGUGAAGGCAUAGAGAUGUCAGUUUUUAGUGGUCUGACAUUGAUUUAUGGAGAAAAAAGCAACGUAAUUCUUACCUUAAUAACUUUCAAACCUAUAUCAAGAAAAAAAUUAACAAGAUGUUUCCAUAACGGUCAACUAUUAAUGUCCAUGCACACUUUCUUCUUCAUAAGACCAGGUUAGAUUAGUAAGAACACUUCGUUUUGCUACCAUGAGUCAGACAUGGGUUCAAAUGGUAUUUGUGUUUUCUUUUAAAUACGUCCGCCGCAGUGAAUGUGCUUAUCGAGCGCAAUGAUACCAGCAGCAAAGUCCCACACUUCCUGGUGAUCCAAGCAGGCUCAAUCAAACACAAGAGGGAAGAGAGACAGUGAAAAAGACUGGGGAGAGAAUGAAGGCUAACGAGAAAGCGAGAAGAGUGAUUGUGAAAAUGAGAGUGGGAGAGGCAGGGAAAGGGGAAAGAGAGGUUGAAAGAGAGUGGAGAGAGAGGGAAACAGAAAGGGGGGAGAGAAAAGUAGUGAAAGACACAGAGAGAGAGAGAGAGAUUGAUAGAGAUGAGAGUAAGGGUGAAAGGGCUGGACUGAACAUAUGAAUGUGCUGUGAGUGCAUGAGAAAGAGAGGGUAAGAGAGGGAGGGAAAGGUUAGGUUCUUCCAGUGUGAUGUUCUCCCAGUCUUAUCACACCGCCAGUGUUCCAAAUAGCACCCUUCUCCUUAUAUACUGCACUACAUCCAGGCUCAUAGGCCCCUGGUCAAAAGUAUUUUUUUUUUUUUUAUAAAAUGAUUUCUGUUUGAAUCCAGGAUUGGUGGGAAGACAAAACUGACUUGUGAUUGAUUUAUUUAAAUUCUUUAAAUUAUUUCAUUUAAAUCUGUUCCCAAAUAAAUCCAGUAAAAGGUGAGACUUAUAUGGCCAUGCCUCAAUGUGAUCAAGGUAUGAAAUGUUCUUCUGCGAAAUAAGAGCAUAUCGCAGAAAGAAAUAUCCUCGCUAGUUACUGUGUGUUCAGGAUCCCACCUAUCAGCCCUGAGAGAAACGUAGUGGCCUCGCCUCCUUCCGUAGUUUGUUACCAUAGGAGACUGACUAAGGAAGGUGCCAUUGGGGACAGGCCUGGAGAAAGCAUGACUUGUCAUAUGUUAUCUUCAUAUUUCUCUGUUCUUUGAGUAAUGAGGUUGAUCCAUUUGUACUAUUGUUUUGGUUAUCCAACCAAUUUGCUGCAUUGUAAAAUAUGUCUUGUAUAUACUGUGUUUUUAAGUGCAAUAUUGUACAUUGAGUGUUAUUUAGAUUUUUUUGUGGGACUUUAUUUUCUUACCUCUUUAUUUACUUGUUUUCCUAACUCCUGUUUAAAAGGACUCAAUACAAACCCUAAUACUACAGGAUGUAUAAGCACUUGCUGUUGUUGGAUGCCAGGUUGGUUUUUCAUAGCUUUCCGUUAGGGUUUAUUUGCAUGCAUUUACUUUCCACCGCUGUGUUUUAAAAUGUGUUUUGCAGAUACACAUUAUAAGGUGCCAGUCACUGAAACACUUACUGACAUUCAUCAACGCUCUUUAACUACUGAUAUUUACGAAAACAUAUCAAUAACAUAAAGAUAACCUUGGGUGUUGACAUGGAUACUGUUUGUGAAAUCAUAACUAGUUUGGACGAAAAUCAUACAGACACUUUUGGGAAAAAAAAAACAUUUACUGUAAGUACUCUAGCAAGUCAAAGUUAAUAAAAACAGUUUGAUCACCUCA